AUGGCCGAUGAUGCCCAUGGUGAGGAGGUCCCCGCGUCGCUGGUCGAGCAGUUUGAUCUUGUGGCGACCUUCCCUUCGCAGGAGACGGGCGCUGGCCGUGGGAAGGGCGGCAAGGGGGCCUUGCCACCCCCUCGCAAACGCGCUGCUCAUGAUCAUUCUGCUGCUGAUGCAGCUGACGGGAACGACGCCUGGUCGUCCGACGACUACCUUCGCCAGCUGUGCCGCGAUGAGUUCGACUCCAUGCGGGCUGCUCUCACUUCAUCCGUCUCCGAGUCCGUCAGGGCCACCGCUGCUGAGAACCAUUCGGUGCUGCUGGGAUCCAUCGACAAACUUCGGGAGCAGGUCUCUGGUCAGUCCGCAUCUAUCGACCAGCAGGUUCAGAGCGUGGUUCGUCCUCAAGUUGACGCCCUGGCUCGCAGGCUGCAGUCGCAGAUCGACGAGCACAAGAAGCAGAUCGACGCAUGUGAACGACGACUGGGCGAUCAUGACGACCAGCUCUCUGCUCUUCGUGCUGAAUUGGUUGAACUACGCCGCCAUCUUGCUGUCGCUGAACAACGCCCCCAGGCCCCGCCACAGAUCCCCGCAGGUUUCGACAGAGAUGCCGACUCCACCCUCCUCAUCGCGGUGGCCCAGCGUGCCACUUCGCUCGAGGCCAUGUCCGCCUGCAUUCAGAACUUCCUCUCGGAGACGGGCUUCGACUCCAGCGAGUACGAGAUUGUCUCCAAGGGCACCCUCCCGUGCAAACGCUUCGCGGUUCACUUCAAAGGGAUGGUGCAACCAGCAUCAAGAAAAGUCCUGCGCGCCCUCUCAGCCCUCAAAGAUGAGAACGGGUGGAAGGCCUUCUUCGCCGAUCUUCCCGGCCUGUCCGAGCGCACACGUGUCCACAUGGGCCCCGACAAGUCCCCGAAGCAGGUCAAGAUGGAGUACGUCCUCAGGAAGUGCCGCGCCGCCUUCGCCACCGAGUUCUCGUCCAUGCGCUUCUUCACAGAUCGGGACCGCGGGUUCCUCUCCAUCGGCUGGGACAAGAUCCUCAAGGUUGAAGUGGAGGCUGGGGGUGCUCCUCCUACUCUGCGCUGGGACGUCGCCAAGCUGGAGCGCCACGACAUCACCAAGGCCCGCGCCAUGCAGCUCACUUCUUUCCUCACGGCCUCGGCAGACGAGCCCGCUGCUGGGGCCAAAGCAGCCAUCAAGCUUAACUACCUCUCCAAGCUCGGCCUCGACAAGUCCAUCGUCUCUCUGCAGGAGGUGCACCAAGACGCCCUCCAGCUGGAACACUUCGUGCAUCGGGCUCGUGCCGAACCACAGCGUGUCCUGGUGAUUCUGAAUGGGGACUUCAACAUCUCGGAGGAGUCCGCCAUGCCCAUCUUCGAUGACAUGCUGGAGAUCCAGGGCAGCGAGCCGACCCACUACGAGCGGGCGGCGGGCAAGGCCAGCAUCAUAGAUCGCGUCUUUCUCUCCUUGCAGGGCUGGCAGGUGCGCCAGAUGAAUCUCACCUCCGCCACGAUGGGGUCGGCGGCGGCGCUCUCGGAUGCGAAAAUCUCGGUGCGCGACUCACUCUUUACUGACAAUCCCGACAGUCUCGACACCUUGUUGCAGGUGGCGCGAAUGAUAUCACGCGUGGUCUGGGGGCAAGACGUCAAGCUGGCCCUUCGGAUGCUGGAAUCUCACCCUCGCGCCCGUGAUCACAUCACCGUCCGCUCCUCCGAGUUCUACGACAUCCACAAUCGGCUUCGACAUCACGUGGCUGCUCAUCCUGAUUGGUGCACCCUGGAGAUGAUUGGUUCUGGCAGAUGCUACCCGCACUUCUGGCGCUCAGAGGCGUUCGUGGAGAUCCUCCAGAUGCAGCUCAUCGUCCUCGCCCUCAGCGUGCUGCUCAUGCUGCUCUACGUGCUCUUGGCAGGCGUGACGAACCUCACCUACGCUGGCUGCGGCGGCGAGGUGCUGGCCCACCAGCUGGUCGCGAACGAGGACAUCCGCAAGCAGGUGGAGCAGGUGUCGCGCGCCACGAGGGCCAACGCGCUGGCGUCCUCGCAGCAGGCCCGACAGGACGACGGACCCAAGGCGAUCGAGGCCGAGGUGAAG
Molecule: messenger RNA, 2082 nt
Organism: Prorocentrum cordatum
Lineage: Eukaryota; Dinophyceae; Prorocentrales; Prorocentraceae
Source: the annotation of a GenBank genome assembly